This is a messenger RNA of Cucurbitaria berberidis CBS 394.84, 1161 nucleotides long. RefSeq names its product FMN-dependent alpha-hydroxy acid dehydrogenase. The transcript has a single exon. Lineage: Eukaryota; Fungi; Ascomycota; Dothideomycetes; Pleosporales; Cucurbitariaceae. Gene Ontology annotation, molecular function: FMN binding; oxidoreductase activity. Bases 1 to 1161 code for a protein of 386 amino acids. The record is from RefSeq and is a predicted model, not a curated record.
AUGCGCCUCUCAGCAGUGCUUGCAUUCGCAUCCGUGGCUCUCGCAGCCCGCCCAUUCCUCGAUGAACCAGACACAGGUAUCGAUGAGCAGCUCGGUAGCACAGUCGCCAAUGGUUCACUGGCGCCUCUCAAGUCGCUGGUCGGCCUCCCAGAUUUCCAAUGGGCUGCCCGCCGCUACAUGAACACCUCCGCAUACACCUACUACCGCAAUGGAGCUGCCGGAGAAUGGUCAUACCGCAACAACCUAGAGGUCUUCCAGCGCUUCCGCCUUCGCCCCCGUGUCAUGCGCGACAUCACAAAGAUUGAUUCGUCGUUUCCUACAACCAUGUUGGGCUACAACUUCUCAGCGCCCUUCUUCAUCUCACCUUGCGCCCGCGGCGGAUAUGCACAUCCCGAUGGCGAGCUUGGCCUUGUCAAGGGUGCAGCGCAGGGCAACAUCCUGUAUAUGCCCUCGCUCUACUCGUCCAAGAAGAUUGAUGAGAUCUACGCUGCCCGAGGCAACAACUCCCAACAGAUCCUCUUCCAGCAAGUCUAUCUGGACGGCGGCUUGAACGACACCCAAAAGUUGUUCCGCGAUAUCGAAGCAAAGGGCGCAAAGGCUAUUGUCAUGACCAUUGACUCCCCCGGUGACGGCAUUAGGCAUCGAGCUGCCCGUUACAGUGUAGGCUCGGCAAACACCGACUACACCCUGCUUACAUGGGAUCUAUACCAACAGUUCGCCAACAUGACAUCUCUACCCAUCGUUCUCAAGGGUAUCCAGACUGUCGAGGACGCCCGUGAAGCUGUUAAGAAUGGCGUCAAGGCCAUCUUCCUCUCGAACCACGGCGGUCGCCAACUCGACUCGUCACCCUCCUCCCUCGAGAUUGCAUUGGAGAUUUACAACGAGGCUCCUGAAAUCUUCCAACAAACCGAAGUUUACGCCGAUGGCGGCGUGCGCUACGGCGCUGACAUCCUGAAGCUGCUCGCGCUUGGCGUCAGGGCUGUUGGUGUUGGCCGUCCAUUCAUGUACGCAAACAUCUACGGUGCCGAGGGUGUCGCAAAGGCUGUUUCAAUACUAAAGUACGAGCUUGCGAAUGAUGCCGCCAAUCUUGGCGUUGGAGACAUCCACAAGAUCGGCCCGGAGUAUGUUAACUGGAAGAGCACGAAUGCGUGGUUCAGCUAG